GGCCAUGGGGGUGAUGGCGGCCGCGUUGCACUGCGAGACGCAGAGGAAGCGGUAGCGACGCGCCAGGCAGCAGCAGCAGCGGCGGCGGCGGCUUCGGCGGCUUCGGCGUCGGCUUGCGAGGGGAAGAGAAGCUCCUUGAGGCAGCUUUCACUCGCCCAAACGUUUGGUCGCCAGCACCCCAAAGACAAGCUCUUGGAAAACCGUAUCGAAGAGACAUCUCUAACAAGGCCAAGGAAGACGAGGAAGAGGAGCGAUCAGGGAGGAGCAAUCGGGAGGAGCAGGAGAGCGAGGCACCAUGGCGCAGUGCGCUCAGGGAGCCUCCGAGUUCCUGCAGGAUGUGUUCGUGCCGCGCGUCGCGACGCUGUGCAGCCCAGAUGCCGAGGCCGUGACGCGCAAGAACAACCUGAGCUUCCCGGAGCUGCUCAGACCGUUCUGCCGCCUCACGUCCGAGGUUCACCUGCGCGACCCCAACAACCAGCUGCACGCGAUGCGCGGCCUGCGUGUGUCCGUGUCGCGGCUGGAGACGCGGGCCCCGGCGCCGACGGCGGCACGGAAGAUGCUGAGCGACGUGGUGUCGGCGAGCCACGCCGCCGACGGACCCGUGGGCAACCUGCUGUCUGCCGGGGACUAUGACCUCAACAUCAGCGCGACGACGCCCUGGUACGAAGCGUACCGCGAGAGCUUCAUGCAGGUGCUCCCCGUGAGUGAGCACGAGUUCCUGCGUCACUACCUGGCCUGCAUGCUGGUGGUGUCGUCGUCUCACGCCGACCCCAUGGACAUGUUUGGGCGGCUGUCCCAGGACCAGCACCGGGUGCAGCACAGCGGGGACUACCCGCAACCCAAGUGGCUGUCGCCCAACACGCUCAAGUACUACGUGCUCGUGCACGACAUGGCGACGGGGGACGAGCGCAGAGCGGAGUCUGUGUACGAGAGCAUGAAGCAGCUGUACGGCUCUCAAGCGUGCCACCUGCUCAAGAUCAACUCCAGGCAGCCCAGUCGCGAUGGCGAGGAGCAGAUACCAGACCCCUGGAGCCAGUACUUGAACCGCUGCACCAGCCUGCACUAUGCGAGGUUGCUGGACGGUGGAGGCACAACGGUGGUCAGCUUUACGGAAGGAGAGGACGAGGUCACGGUGGCCGCCCCGAACGCUGAUCACGAUGGCGCUGGGCAGGGCUGCGACCUGCAAGCGCAUCCCCUGCAGCAGCCCCCGCCGUCGUCGUCGACACAGGGCGACGAGGCGGGCUGGGCGCCGGCGCCCGACGACGUGGGCAACUCGCAGCCGCACCCCGCCGACCCCCGCAGUACCCUCGGCGUUGGGGGUCCACCCCCCUUGGCCACGGCGGCUGUGGGGGGCUGCGGCGGUGGUGGCGGUGGCGGCGGCGGCAGUAGUGGGGGGGGCCCGCAAACCGCAGGACCCCGGGGCCUGUGUCUGACGCUGGCCGAUCACGAGCGCAUCCGGCAAUUUGUGCACGAGUUCACGGUGCAGGGCCUCCUACCGCACGUGGAGAGGAGCAUCCGGCAGCUCAACGACCAGCUGGUGUCACGCAAGGGACUGAGCCGCUCGCUCUUCAGCGCCACCAAGAAGUGGUUUGGCGGUGCCAAGACCCCCGAGAGAGCCGUGGCAGAGAGCAAGAACACCACGGGCCUCCUGUAUACAGCAGAGGCUCCUGAACUUCAGGUGCGAAAGAUGGCAGACCUGUGCUUCCUGGUGCAGCUGUACGACCUGGCGUACAACUGCUACCACACGGCCAAGAAGGACUUUGAGGGAGAACAAGCUUGGCUCUACAUGGCCGGGGCACUGGAGAUGGCGGCGUUGUCGGUGUUCCUGCAGCCCAGCGCACAGAGGCAGUACCCGGCGCACUACAUGGAGAAGGCCAUCCAGACCUACAAAGACAACUGCAGGAACGGAGCCCUGGCCGAGCGCUGCACGAUGCUCGCCGUGGAGAUCCUCAAGAGCAAGGGGACGUUCUCGGACGCGGCCUCCAUGCUCAUUCGGUUGAUCAGCGAGGACUCGGACCUCCGCUCGGCCCUGUUUCUGGAGCAGGCGGCUCACUGCUUCAUCAACAUGAGGGUCCCGCUCGCGCGCAAGUUUGCCUUCCACAUGAUCCUGGCGGGACACCGCUACAGCAAAGCCAGUCAGAGGAAGCACUCCCUGCGCUGCUACAGCCAGGCACUGCAGGUCUACAAGGGCAAGGGCUGGUCGCUGGCCGAGGACCACAUCAAUUUGACCAUCGGGCGGCAGUCCUUCACCCUGCGGCAGCUCGACAACUCCGUGUCGGCGUUCCGCCACAUCCUCAUCAAUGAGAGCCGGCAGUCGCCCAUCCAGCAGGCCGCAUUCCUGCGCGAGUAUCUCUACGUGUACAAGCACGUGAGCGGCGCGGGACCGGAGGACCCGCUCCCGCAGCUGCCCCUGCCGUACGUCGACAGUGCCGCCACGCGUCUCUUCCUCGGCCACGACCACAAACCCGCGCAGGGCGAGAUGCAGGCGGCGACUCACAUCUCGCUGGACCAGGAGUACGACCGCGAAGCGGCGGUGCAGUGGCGCGAGCUGGAGGAGGUGUUGGUGUCGGCGGCGACGGCCGCGCGGGGGGGCGGCAGCGGCGGCGGCCCCACGUCCGCCGCCUCCUCGGCCCUGGCCCCCUACCAGCAGUGCCUGAGCGCGCACACUGACAACACGCGCCCGCCCGUCGCGGUGCUGCACGAGCCCAUCACGGUGGAGGUGUGCUUCAGGAACCCCCUGAAGAUCCCGCUUGUCUUGACCGACCUGGCGCUGCUCUGGAAGUUCCAAGCACGGGAUUUUCUCUCCCCGGCGCCGGCCGACACCUCGCCAUCCGCCGUCACCAACGAGAAGAUGCCGGCAGGAAGUGACCUCAUCCACACGGAAGUCAAUCCCGAGUUUGUUCUGCAGAGCGAGGAGACCAAAACCGCGAGACUGCGUCUCUUGCCGAAGCAGACGGGGGAGCUGCACAUCUUGGGCCUCGUCUACAGCCUCAGCACCCUUCCCUCGGCGGCCGUCGACCCCAAAGAUCCCAUGAGCGCAGUGAAGGUGCCGGGAAACGGAAUGGUGGUGCGUGGCCGCCAGGACCUGGAGGUACAGGGCCCUCGGCUCAACGGCACGCUGGCCGAGAAGACGACCGUGCAGUACGGGCCCGACCGGCGGCUCGACCCCCUCGUCACCCCGCCGAUGCCCCUGCUGCAGGUCUUCUUCAUAAACUUCCCGUCGGCGCUGCUGUGCGGCGAGAUCCAGAAGACGCACGCGGAGUUCGCCAACGUGGGGUCGCGGGCGCUGCUCUCGCUCCGCGUCGCCUCCCGCAACCCCGAAUUCUUCACCUUCGGCGACGGCGCCACCGCCCCCGGCGCCACCGCCGCCGGCACCUACGCCACGAGGCCGCGCCCGGCCCAGCCCUGCGUCACCCCCGUGCCGCAGCAGCCGGCGCCGGCGCCGCCGACGCAGCCCCGGGGACGCCCCCCGGCGACGACGGCGACGCCCCACGGCAUCGUGGAGGUGCCGCUGCCGCACGGCCGGCUGGAGCCCGGCGCGACCCUCCGGCUGCCCAUGUGGAUCCGCGGGCCCGAGGAGGAGGGAGUCCACGAAGUGAACUUCAUCUUCUACUACGAGGGGGCGGAGAGGCACCCCAAGCUCAGUCACCGCGUGCUGCGGCACACGGCGGUGGUGUGCACCGCUCGCUCGCUCCGGCUGACGGCCAAAGCAGCACGGAGCCACCGGGUGCAGCGCGAUGCGCACUCCCUCCUGCUGCAGCUCAACAUCGAGAACCUCAACCAGGUGGAAAGCAGCGUGCGGGAGUUCCAGGUGAGCCAGGUGUCGAGCGUGAGUGGCGAGUGGCUCCUGUCUCCGUGCUUGGCUCCGCCUGCUGGUACAGGUAUUACGCUGGGGCCGCGUGAGAAGAUGAAACUGUGCUUCAAAGCGACGCGCUGCAAACCGGGGUCAUGCGAGGAUGCGGGCAAGCUGAUGUACACGGACGUGACCUUCGCUGACGAGCAGAUUCUGAGUUGGGCGACGCCCUGCUCGGAUUUUUUUGCCCGGAGCCGGAGAGGCGGCGACGAACCGGGCGCGGCGGCGGCGGCGUUGGCGGCGGCGGCGGCGCCGGCCUGGGCCCCCGCGGACUCCCCGGCGGAGCUGCACCGGCAGCAGCAGCAGGAGGUUGUGGUGAAGAGCAGCCGUGCCGAGAUCAGUCUCACGCUGCUGUGGAAGGCGGUGGUGGUAGAAGACAAGCGGCAGACAAUCGUGGAGGGGCAGCACCACGUGCGGCUGGAGGACAUCGGCACGGAGGUGACAUCACCACCUCUCCAGCAGCUGGUGACGGAGCUGCCCCCGCUGAGGUUUGUGCCGGAGGAGCCGGCGGUAGCGCCGGCAACAGGCCCCAACCCGGACGCGCUGAGCCGCAUGGUGAAGUGCAGCCUGCAGUACGCGCAGAGGGUCACGCACAACUUCACGGCCAACCGGCUGUGUGUGCUGCCCAUCAACCUCCUCCUCUACAACUGCUGCCCGGCCAGCGUGGAGGUGGCGGUCGACUGCAGGGGUCGCUCGUCCAUUGCGCCCGACAGCUCGGCACGACCGGAAGUACAAUCCGGCUUCAGCUGGUGCGGCCCCACGCAGCGCCGCCUGUCCUUGGGCGCCCUCUCCACGCACCGCCUCCGCCUCACCGCCGCGUUCACGCGGCCCGGCGUCUACAACCUGGGCACGGCGCGCGUGUCGGCACGUCUCCGCCGCGGCGAGGACGAUGCCGUGGCACCUACGGCCGCCGCCCAGCUCCCUCCGACGGCGACGGCCACCGGCGUUGGCGGCGACGCCGACGGUUCCCAGCAGCUGCUGGUGCGGCAGCACCUUCCGGCGCCGGCCUUCAUGAUCGUCGAGCAGGGCACGGAGGAGGCGGUCGAGUGAAAUCGAGCGCAGGGUGGAAAUCGUCGAAGGGCUUGGGGCUGCUGUUACGUAUUGGUUAGGACACCCUGGCGAAUCGAUCUGAUCGGGCGGCACUGGAGCUGAUAAAUAACGGACCGGUUACCCCCACCCGACGCCUCGGGGUACGGACGGCGCGGUUAUCCCACCGGCAGGUCACCUACGGCGAGUUGGUGUGGGUAACCCCACAUCUUACAAAGCAUCGGGCAAGCGUGGAAGAAUAGGUCAAAUACACGUGUCAGAGGGGACUUUUUUUCGUCGUGGAGGCCCUUCCGUCAGCAGUCGCAUGAGUGAGCGCUUGUUUGCAGAGGGCCGGCACCUUUACCCAUCCUGCCAGAACUGAGGGUGGGCGGGCUGGCAGGGGUUUCGGAUUCCGUUUUUGUUCACGAAACCAACCAUGCUAAUCGCACCUCCGAUGUGCACGGUGCGACAGAAGUUCAACAUAAAUACAGACCGUAGCCGUACCUCUACCGUAACUAACUAGCCCGCCAGACCCCCCCCUCCCCCCCGCCAGCCCUAUCGUACCAAGCUAGCUGACCAGACCCUAGUCUUACUCCUUACCCAACAAACUAGCUGACCACCUCCGAACUCCCGGCCCCUACGACACCAAACGAGCCAAUCGGACCUGAGCCCCAUCCCUGCCCUAACUAUCCAACCAUAUGCCAGCCAUGCUCUUUCCCUAUCUAGGCAAGCCAGCCUUGUAUCACUUGCCCCUUACCCUUGGCAGCUGGUUUCAUUGAACAACUUAACAUAAUCAUUAUUCCCCACGCACUGCUUACGUUGACAACCUGUGGGAGAGUACCACUCGAGUGUAGUAAUUAUUAUUUUAAUACCGGCACUGACCCUGAUGCACCGCCCUGCCCACUGUGCACGCUUGCAUUCAUGUUUCACCGCUGACUUGCACAGAAUUCCCGUCCAGCAAACUUACGUUUUCAAUCAUCGGUGUCCGCUAAGAUGUCACACGCAUCUUUGAUUAAUCCUAAAAUCCCUUCGCCUGUCAUAGCUUGCCCUGACUAUGACAGCAGCGAAAGUGCCCUCUGCAGCAGUUGCGUGCAACUUGGGUUGCAUCCAACUUGGGUUGCAUCGCUGCACGCGUGCAAACCUAUGCAAAACCGGUUGCUUGCAGUAGAGAACGGACUCUUACUUUAAAGCGAUCUGCUCGGUAACAAUUAAUUACGUGCACCUUUGCAAACCAUAAUUGGUUGUUACAAUUCUGUGAUUAGCACCAGGACAUGCCAUUUCUGCCAAGGACAGCACACCGGUGUGUUGGAGAGUAAACCCACUAUCGAUUUGCCGGGAGGGGAGGGGGGCCCGCGGUUGUUGGGCGCUCGACACGCAGCCGUACAUGGUGGGAACGAGCGAACGGAUAUACGGUCGAUUUUGGGAUUAGUGGGACAUUGGUGAGGGCUUUGUGAUUGACCGUGCCGAUCUUCUCUCAUUGCGGGCUCUGUCGGUGGUUCUCACACCGCGGUGCAAAGAUUGUGCAGCUCAAGUCUCGCUGUGGGUUCUUUUCGGACGUGUGGAUUUCUCUUUAGAAUGGCGAACGACUGCUGGGAUUUUAUAUUUAAUGUUCCUCCUCGCUCCCGCGGGUUUCCAAAAUCACUACUCUUCUCUCCCCCAAGUCCUCCAAAAUCAACAUCGCUCUGUGACGUCGGCGUUGGGGAUGGUGGCCGUGGUUUGUGGGCCCGAGCAGAAUGCAUUACCACCAGGGACUGGGAAAUAUUUGGCGAUGCCGGUUUCUGGAUAUGGCGAGUAAAAGUAGAUUGUGUGUGAUACGCAUAAGAUUAUUGUUUGAUUCACUUUUAUUGUAAGCAUGAAGAUCUAGGUGAAACAAUCUCAAGGUUUUUUUUGUGUUCCUAUCUCGAGUGGUACCAACCAGCAAAACAUUUGCGGUGGGGGGUGGGGGGGGGGUCCAUCGACUUACUCGCUGUUUGCUAAUUCAGUGGAGUCCGCGGAGUAUGCGGAUGGAAUUGGUGGCAGUCACGUGGCCAGGAUGAGAUGUUAAAAGACUCAGCUCGGACACGAAGCAGCUCUUCUCGAGUAGCUGCACACCGAGGGGACUGAGUCACAGAGGCUGAGCCGCACAAUCGUGUAGCUUCGUUAUGUCAUUAUAAUAAUAAAGACUAUAAAUUCAAGGUCACGUGUGUCGCCAAAGAUCUGCAGUUAAGUCAUUGCGUCGACGUAUUGAAGGCUGUGGGGAUGACAUCACGGUGACAUCACUGGAGCACAAUGACGUCCCCGCCGCCCAUGACUUCAAACUUUAGUUUUAUUUGACAUUGAGGAGGCUUAAAACCUAACGACGCAGCUUAGUUUGCCCCCAUCCCCUCCUCCCACAGCAGUUGCCUGUCUACUUUGCAUUGUCUGUGAACGCGAUUUCAAACGAAGCGAGCAAACGUGGAGGGAUUGAAACGCACACUCAGCAGCAUCCACUGAAUGUAUUUUUUGCGUCGUCUCCGUUCGUUACCUUGAUUACAAUUCGCCGUUCGUGAUUACAACAACAAAAAAGUAAUUUCAAUAGCGACAAAUUUAUCCGGCCCCACUGAGUGUGUGCAGCCUGCCCCAGUUCAUUUGGCGAGACGAACCACAAAGUCUGUCGCUGUCCGGUGUGUUAUUCGGGGAGUUUGUACCCCGCGUGUCGUUGGGCAUGACGACUCUGACCACGUGGGCCGUGGGACAUCGCUCGUGGGCGAUCUCCCCGCAUGCCGCGUCAGCCGUGAUACAGCGCAACCCGCCAGAGCCUCACGCUAUAUGCUUCAGGCCACUAACUCCCGAUCGAUGUAUUGCACGCGUGUGCCAAGUCCGGUUUGGUUUAAACACGCGGGCGGGCGAGUGAAUGAAUGAAUGAACGAACGAGGUGGCGUUGUCGUGUUGUCACAAGGAUGAGGGUCCCUUUCACGGAACAUGGGCCACUUUAAAAGCAAUGCACUCACGGUUUAUAAAUAAAUCAACAAUAUCCACUUUCGACAGCUGAGAAGCGUGUUUGCGCACAUGCCGAAUGAUUGAAAUAUAUAUAAUGAUGAUAUAGGCCUAUUCUUUACAAUGCUGUAAUAUAUUUAUAGUUGAUCAUUAAUAUCCGAGUAAAUAAAAGUAUGUGGAAAUCUU
Lethenteron reissneri (Far Eastern brook lamprey) is the source of this 8020-nucleotide messenger RNA. It is a transcript of the gene TRAPPC8, whose product is annotated as trafficking protein particle complex subunit 8. Lineage: Eukaryota; Metazoa; Chordata; Hyperoartia; Petromyzontiformes; Petromyzontidae. Gene Ontology annotation, cellular component: TRAPPIII protein complex. Gene Ontology annotation, molecular function: protein binding. The record is from RefSeq and is a predicted model, not a curated record.